Messenger RNA from Labeo rohita (rohu), 1471 nucleotides. RefSeq names its product gastrula zinc finger protein XlCGF7.1-like. The transcript is spliced from 2 exons. The record is from RefSeq and is a predicted model, not a curated record. Gene Ontology annotation, molecular function: RNA polymerase II cis-regulatory region sequence-specific DNA binding; DNA-binding transcription factor activity, RNA polymerase II-specific. Lineage: Eukaryota; Metazoa; Chordata; Actinopteri; Cypriniformes; Cyprinidae. Gene Ontology annotation, biological process: regulation of transcription by RNA polymerase II. The coding region runs from base 325 to 1242 and encodes 305 amino acids.
AUAAAAAGAAGAAGAAACGUGUUUCGAUUUUGAGCAUCAGAGGAAGAAUUUGCUUCUCCGAUUCGGACUGUAAGGUGUCAGAGAGCCUCAUGUUAACUACAUUUGUUUUACAGUGUGAUGGUGUAAAAGUACCGAAUUGCCACAAACUCUAGAAACUGUAGAAGCGCUGCAGGUAAUUUGAGGGAGCAGCAGAUGUGACUGGGAUUCACGCCAAUAAAUGGCUCGAAUGUUUCCAUCUCCGUAAACGUGGCAAAGUCUUGUUUCCAAACAAGCAGGAGAAACUCCAGCUGUAGGAUCUGAGAUCUGCACGACAUUAAUGUGAAGAUGGAGUUUGUUAAAGAGGAGAGUGAAGACAGGAGUGAUGCAGAAACACACAGAGAGAAAGAGGAAGAAACUGAGGAGCACAGAGAGCUGAUGCAAGAGAAAGAUGGAAGUCGAGUGAACGACGUGGAGGAAGAACAUCAGGAAGCUGGAGAAAAAUCCUUCAGUCACUCAGAAACGAAAAAGAAAGUCUCUCAAGAAGCCAGUAAUUCAUUCGUGUGUCCCGAGUGCGGGAAGAGUUUCACACAUAAAGGACACUUCAACGAACACGUCAAGAUCCACUCUGGAGUGAAGCCCUUCAGCUGCCCUCACUGUCAGAAGAGCUUCACGUGUAAAGGACACUUAAAACGCCACAUACGGAUUCACACCGGCGAACGUCCGUACGGCUGCAAUCAGUGCGGGAAGAGCUUCAAAUGCGCCACCAACCUCAAAGAUCACCAGCGCUCGCACUCGGGCGAACGGGCUUUCAAAUGCGAACAGUGCGGGAAAAACUUCAUUUUGGCCUCGAACCUGAAGGCCCACCUGAAAAUCCACACCAACGAGAAGCCGUACGUGUGCGCCGUGUGCGGGAAGGGCUUCCUGCGCUUGGGCUGUUUUAACGAUCAUCAGAAAAUACACACGGGCGAGAGAGCGCACAUAUGCUUCGAGUGCGGAGACACCUUCACCAGAUCCAGCGCUCUGAAACAGCACCAGAAGAUCCACACCGGAGAGAAGCCCUACAAGUGCUCGUACUGCGGGAAGGGGUUCACUCACUCCGGAGCGCUCAAGAGACACGAGCGCGUCCACACCGGAGAGAGACCGUACCACUGCGCCGCCUGCGGCAGGAGAUUCACACAGUCCAGCGAUCUGCAGAAUCACAUUAAAAAGCCCUGUCCCAUGCUGCCACACACCGAGCACAGUUCAGCUGCACUUCCAGUGUGAACACUGAGACGUUCUGCUGAAUGAGCUUUUCAUAGACUAUAUACAGUUUGGACUUGUUUGACAAAACAGAUUCGAGGGAAAUCGGUGUAUUCCUUGCCACACGUUUGAGAGAAGUCUUUUCAUCUGGGAUGCAAAGUAGAAAUGCGCACUUAGAGCUGCACGAUUAAUUGUUAAAAGAUCUUGAUUCAACCUUAUUCCUAAAUGACAACGAUCGCCUGUGUGUGUUAAA